This is a messenger RNA of Desarmillaria tabescens, 862 nucleotides long. RefSeq lists its product as uncharacterized. Lineage: Eukaryota; Fungi; Basidiomycota; Agaricomycetes; Agaricales; Physalacriaceae. The transcript has 3 exons. The coding region runs from base 285 to 776 and encodes 163 amino acids. The record is from RefSeq and is a predicted model, not a curated record.
CAAACCUGUCAGACACUGACCGCCAUGACUGCCAACGUCCCUUCACGGCUCCUAUGUCCUAUAACCUAAAUGCCGCAAUACCGACCUCCGAUUCGAUGCUCAUAUGUUAGUUGCCGACGAUAUAUCUCCUGCGGUGAAGAUGCAUCUUGAAUGGGCUUGGGGCUUUCAACCACACAAAAUGACCAUCAAGAGCAUCGACAACUGCAUUGCAUACCGUCCAGACAUGUGAAAAUUCCAUCAACGGAGACUUUGCUCUCGUCCCAACGAUAACAACGUUGAACAAGAUGCUCAAUUAUUUCUCACUUCCUUAUAACACUAAUAGGGUCUAUCAUACUCGUAAUUCAGAGACAUCGUUCCGUUACCUUUUCGUACCCAUGACCCCCGCAGGGGAAGCUAUUCGUGAUCAGUAUCUCCUGCAGCAGGAACAAAUCAGUCUCGACUACGAAAAUGCCAUCAACCCCUUAUCUGGAGACCCUAUGGAUCCUGAAGCACUCGAGCAGCUCAAGCAGUUUCGCAUCGUCGUAUCCCACGUACAUCCGUUGUUUGCGGCCAUCACUGCCCAUCAAUGGUUAUUUCCCACUAGGAACCGACCUGGUCACUGGUUCCUUUCGGUAGCGUGUCAUCUCUUCGCUCAAAUAUCUGCGAACGACGUCGAUCCUCCAGCCUGGUUCCGGAGGAGAUAUAAGGGUAUCGAGUUCGAGACCUAUUAUGAUGACGAUGAUGAUAUGGAUGCUAAUACAUCAGACGAAGAACUGCUAAGAGGAGGUCAUCGUUAGUGGUCCCAAGGUCGAUGGCUCUGGGGGAAAUUUACAAGUGGUGCAAAGGGAUGGCUGAACUCUCGAAGAAUCACUGUUACUAAAGG